Iphiclides podalirius (scarce swallowtail) is the source of this 1632-nucleotide messenger RNA. NCBI's taxonomy places the organism in Eukaryota, Metazoa, Arthropoda, Insecta, Lepidoptera, Papilionidae. The record is from the annotation of a GenBank genome assembly.
AUGUCCACAGAUAUAAGUUUCAAUCCGUUUGUCACGAAAUCAAAAUUAUGUCGAUCUUCGUCACCGCCACUGGAAGUCUUUGAAAAUAAGAUUGAUUUUAAAGAAUCACAAUCAGUUAAUUCUACAAAUUCCGACGGUAAGACAGCGGAGGAUGUAGGAAAAUUAUAUUAUGGUAAUAUUGCUGACCACGAAUCCUCCAUUGCAAGCUCCUCAUCAAAAGCCACGGAAGAUGCAACAAUUCGCGAAGUAAACACCGAGGAUGAAGAUACUGUAGAAGGUCCUUUCUUUGAAGCUGAUGAUUUGAAUGACGAUGAUAAAACGUCUGAUCAUGUUGAAGAUACUGAGAAUAUGCUGAAUUUUAAUGACGUUCUAGCUCAAAGAGCUGAUGACAAUGUUAAUAAUGAUGAAAUGUUUAUCGACGCUGAAGCUUUUGAGUUCCUGUUGAAUCAAAAUAAAAGUAAUGUGGUCGUAGAUAGUGGAAAGGAAAGCUUAUUUUUGAAGUUCGACCCACUUUUUGCUAAAAGGAUGUCAUCUGAUGGUGUUUUAGCGGCUUUCAGUAAAGUUCAAAAAAGACAGAGCACUCCUAAAAGAAUUUCAAAAGCUCCUACAAUCGAUGUUCCUUAUUCUGAUAAAAUGUCGACAGGAGCUUUAAAUUCUACUACAGAAGUAAAUAACACAUUGGAGAACAACUUUGAAGAUCCUAAUACUACAAUUUCUAAACCAAUGAUGGUUGUAAAUCCAGCGAUUAACUCAAUAAUAUCUCCGAGAAACAAGUCCGUUGCCACUCCUCCUAGAGUAAACCGACGCUCACUCACAUUCGCAUCCCCAGCCAUAGCUGUUAUUGAUCGACUUCUCUCCCUAAGUGGAAACAAUUCUACAUUAAACCACGAGGCCACACCCCAACAAGUUCGAAGGGAACACAAUGAAACAGAUCUGGCCUUGACACAGCUUAGAGAAUUGUUGGCUGAAAAGGAAAUACAUGUGCACAAUUUAAGACUAGAGAGUAAGGAGUUGAAAGAAAGAUUGUCUAUAUUAGAAAAUCAAGUUAAAAGCUUAGAAUCAGAAGGUGAGCAAAGAUUGAGAAAAGUCAACGAAUUAAAUGAGCGUCUUGUUGAGAAAACAAACAUUAAUAAAAGCAUGGCUGCGGUUGUAGAAGAAUAUGAGAGAACGAUCGCUAGUUUGAUUGCAGAAACAGUACAGGAUAAGAAACGGCAUGCGGAAGAACGCAUGAGAUUGAUCAACGAAAGAGAUGAACAGACUGCGCAUCUAUCGAGCAUGGAGAUCUCCUUCAAUGACCUCCACAGCAAGUAUGAAAAGAGCAAACAAAUUAUUCUCACCUGCAAAGCGAACGAAGAUACAUACAGAAGAUCGAUUAAAGAGUUUGAAGAAAGUUUGCUAAAGAUGCAAAAAAACUACGAACUAUUAAAACAACACGCGACGACUAAGUUAAAUCACGCGAAUCAAGAGCUGGAGAGAUUGAAUAGAGCUCACGAAGCGGAAGUUCUGAAGUUAAACGCAAUGAUAAAGAGAAAGGAGCUGCAUAUUACGUCCCUCGAGGAAACUCUGGCCCAAAAGACAAAGGCUAACGAAGAGUUGACGGCUAUAUGCGACGAACUCAUCAACAAGGUCGGC